Messenger RNA from Glarea lozoyensis ATCC 20868, 3159 nucleotides. RefSeq names its product DNase I-like protein. Lineage: Eukaryota; Fungi; Ascomycota; Leotiomycetes; Helotiales; Helotiaceae. Gene Ontology annotation, molecular function: phosphatidylinositol-4,5-bisphosphate 5-phosphatase activity. The transcript has a single exon. The record is from RefSeq and is a predicted model, not a curated record. Gene Ontology annotation, biological process: phosphatidylinositol dephosphorylation. The coding region runs from base 1 to 3159 and encodes 1052 amino acids.
AUGGCAUCAACCCGGACCUCGCUCGAUCGUUCCCCUUCCGAGACCGAGCAUACUUCUCCCACGACCUCGUCGCCGCAGUCCCUUUCUAAAGCAGUCCACGCGCGGCGUGCUGAAUACACGCGCAAGAAGAAGAUCAAGAUCAAAAUUGGCAGUUGGAAUGUUGCGGCAUGUCCAGGUACUGAGCGCGAUCUAGAGGCGUGGUUCGUGGAGGGCAAAGGUGUAGAUGAGCACCUUAGUGGAGUAACAAUCCUGGAUAGCGAUGAAGGUCCUGGAAAAGAAAGUGUUGGUGCUCAAGAAGCAAGGAGAAGCAAAAAGGAGCCCACAGUACCUCGUGGCGAUAAGAGUGGUUUGCCUGGGGGCGAGGAAAUUGGACUAUACGUGCUUGGGUUGCAAGAGGUUGUAGAUCUCACGAGUGCGAGGGAGUAUGUUGGGAGGGUUUACACGGAUCUUGGCCCUACCACCAGAUGGCGCAAAGCUAUGAAGGAUGGCCUUCCUAAGGGAUAUGUCCAGAUUGCGGAACAGCAGCUGUCGGGGUUAUUGUUAUUGAUUUUUGCUUCGCCAGAGGUUGCUCCCACUAUUAGCUCUGUGAGUACCGUCAGCGUGGGAACAGGCAUUAUGGGAUAUCUGGGAAAUAAAGGCGCAGUAGCGACACGCGUAGUUUUGGGAGAGACAACAAGAAUGGUUUUUGUAAACUCCCAUCUUGCCAGCGGAAGCGACCCGACGCAUUUGGAUCGGAGGUGCUGGGAUGUUACUCAGAUUCUCCAGCGGACGAGGUUCGAACCUAUCAGCUGGGGCGGAGUUUUGGAUGAUUCCUCUGAAGGCAUUGGAGAAGAAGACUUUGCGUUUUGGUUUGGGGACCUAAAUUUUCGGCUUGAUGGGUUGCCGGGGGAGGAUAUCCGAAGGCUACUGCUGUUACAUACGAAAGGAGAAUACGAUAUUGGGGACCCAUCGAGGGUCAAAAUCGACGACGAGUUAGCACAUAACGAUGAUCCUAUCGUCAUACAUAGCAUUGACAGCGGCGAUGAGGACGAUGAACUGUCAGGGGAUGAAGAGCAAUCACAGCGACGGACUAGUAGUAGUUUUGAUGCAGCAGAUGAUGAUUCCUCUUCCAAUACUUUACCAGACCCCGAUGACUUUAUUCAAGAUCCUAGUCAAGACCCUGCAUCACUGCAGGCUACGCUUGAUUCUUUAUUGCCACACGAUCAAUUAAAACGGAUGCAGCGACAGAAGAAAGCCUUUCAUGAUGGAUGGCGAGAAGGUCCGAUCACCUUUCCUCCAACAUACAAGUACGACGUUGGAAGCGUUGGCAUGUUUGACUCGAGCGAAAAGAAACGUGUUCCAAGUUGGUGUGACCGUAUUGUAUAUCGCACCCGGAAAGACAGACUAGAGUAUGAGGAAAAGAAGCGACAGGAAGAGAUAGCUCGAAUCAAGGAUGAAGAAAUGCAAUCCAGUGGUAUUGCACAAGCCGCGGAAGAUGAAGAUGUGUUGUUUGACUACAACCCAGAUGACGAUGGGGCAGACGAACCUUCAUCUGCUCCUCCACCUAAUGAUUAUGACGACUAUGACGAAGAAAACGAGGAUGCCCCCGAAGUGGUCAUUACGGAAGAGGGAUUCACGGAUAGUAUUCUGCAAGAAUACUACACCUCACAUCAGCGCGUCCUAUCCUCGGACCAUAAACCAAUCGAUGCUGUCUUCACCGUUGAGUUCGACGCAGUUGUGACCGAUCUCAAAGCAAAAGUACAGCAAGAGGUAGCUCGGGAGUUGGAUCGGGCGGAGAAUGAGGGCAGGCCUGGAAUUACUAUCAUCUUCGACCAGGCGCAAGAGGAGGUAGAGACCAGCGCUCCACCUCCAGGGGGGGAUGGUGCGCAGGGUGUCGAUUUCGGAAAAGUUGCGUACCUUCAACGGAAAACUCGAAGCCUCACGAUCGCCAAUACAAGUCAAGUCUCGGCUACUUUUCAAUUUGUCGAUAGGCCAACUGAAUCUGGAGAAGGCAACAAGCUUGCGCCACCAUGGCUCUCUGUAACCUUUGCGGGUUCAGACACGAAUGAAGAGGACCGGGAGAAGCAGAAAUUGCAAAGAGACAUCACGCUCGAACCUGGCGAUGCCGUAAAUGCCACCGUUGAAAUAUUCGUUGAGGACAUGCUCUUAGUCCAAUCUCUAAACAAUGGGACGGCACAACUUGACGAUGUCUUAGUUCUUCGGGUUACAGGCGGCAGAGAUCAUUUCCUGCCAAUACGCGGUACUUGGUUACAGUCUUGCUUUGGACGCCCGAUAGACGAGCUAAUUCGAAUACCGGAGGGUGGUGUCAGAGCUCUUUUGCCCAGAACAGAUGGAAAAGGAGCUCCAACCAAUAGGGGCCAAGCAGUUUGCUGGUCUGCCCCGCGAGAGCUCAUCAAACUCACAGAAACGAUUGAGACACUCACGGAGCGUGUGACCGCUGACGCCAACAUGAUUGACACAGCACAGCUCCCUAUCGAAUCUGCCGGCUGGCCAUUCAAUAACCAGUCUUGGCUGCUCAAAGAUACCCGAACGAGGGAGGCCCAUAAGGCAUAUCUGCUUGAGGCACUCGACUCCGACAAAAACCUCGCCGAUGCUUUCCCCCUAGGAAUCCCUGAAAUAGAAAAGCUCGAAAUCGCGGCUGAAAUCCUCAUCAUGUUUCUGAAUAGUAUAACAGAUGGUAUCGUACCAGAGAUGUUAUGGGCGAAAUUAGAAGAGGAUAUCAAUGUCCGUCUUGCUAACCCCCUCACCGAUCCCGAGGAAAUCAAGACCUGGGUUCUAGAUGUCCUAUCAGCGAGUCCCAACCAUAAUAUCUGCUUCGUAUUCUUGACCUCCAUGCUUUCUAGAGUCGCCGCUGAGCUUGCACCUGUGCCAAAGUACAGCUGGAAGGAACAAAGCAUCAAGAGUGCUAGGAGUAGUAUAGACACCGUCAGACGUAGCUUGAGUUGGAAACGCAGUAGCGUGCUCGGUGGUAAUCGAAAGGUCGAGGUGCUUGAGGACCCGGCGGUCCUGAGACGCACGGGUGUUGAGAAUAGUUAUACGGGUAUUUGGGCUCCGAUUUUGUUUAGGGGGAGCGAGGGUUUAAGAGAUAAGGAGAAGAAGAUUAUGGAUGAUAGGAGGAAAGCUGUCCUUGCCCCAUUUUUGAGAGCGGGAAGGGAUUAG